UCCGGGUGCUAGGUGGCAAACCACGUUUUGCAGAUCCCCCUGUCCGGAAAAAGCACUUCGUAGUUGUGAGGCGGUUUCUUAGCAGAGUAGUGCGCCGCCUUUAUUCUCACCUCCAUGUCCUAAAAGUGAGAGAACGUGUAUACUUGCAACUCACACCAGGCUAAAUAAGCUAAAGGAGCUUCAAUUCUGCACACGAUGCAUCGUUCUUGUGACAUCACAAUUCUUGGCGCUGUCAAUUGCUCUUCACUUUGAGGGAGUAACCAUGAGUAUUUGCCAAGUCUGUGCUGAAAAAUUGGCAAAUGGUCUUCAUGGCCAACACUAGGAUCUGUUAUUAUAGUAUAAAGAGGAUUCAUUCUUGAUCAUCUUCAAGCAUUGGUCAUUCACUGCCUGUGAAAUCACAUGGAAAGUAUAGACAGAGGCAACUCAAUAUAUCUACAGUAUAAAAGUAGAGAUGCACAUAUGAGUGCCCUUUUCAUUGGUGUCCUUAUACCUGUUCUGUUCUUUGCCUUCACAAACAUGAAAAAUAGGAAACGUGGUGAGCGUGUUGAAGUUGGUGGAGAACCUGGUUAUGCAAUUCGCAACAGUAAAUUUCCUGCCCUGUUAGAAAUACCUUUUGAAGGUGCUUCAACUAUUGCAGCUCUAUUUGAACAAUCAUGUAAAAGUCAUGAACAUUCACGGUUGUUAGGUACAAGAAAACUCAUUAAUAGACAAAAGGAAGUUGGUGAAGAUGGAAGGCCUUGUGAAAAAUUACAUCUGGGUGAUUAUGAGUGGAUAACCUAUGGUACUGCAUUUAAGUGUGCAUGCAACUUUGCAUCAGGGUUAAUGGAACUAGGUCAUACAACAGGACAGCGAAUUGCUAUUUUUGCCGAAACCCGAGCAGAGUGGCUAAUUGCCUUGCAGGGGUGCUUCCGAUGCAACAUCCCUGUGGUUAGUAUCUAUCCCUCAUUGGGAGGUGAAUCUCUUGCCCACUCAUUGAAUGAGACAGAAGUGUCAACAAUCAUAUGCGAUCGUAAGCAGAUGCAAAAGCUUAUUGACUUAAGCGGCCAUUUGGGUGCUGUCAAACGCAUUGUCUACAUGGAAGACAAAGGCAUUAUUUCCGAUUCCUAUGUAUCAAGGACUAGUGGCCAUUGGACUGUUUCUUCCUUCUCUGAAGUUGAGAGUCUUGGACGAAGAACUCCACCUAAAUCAAAUUUACCUGUACCAGCUGACAUUGCAGUUAUUAUGUAUACAAGUGGUAGCACAGGAGUGCCAAAGGUAGGUAAAGGAGUCAUGAUGACUCAUGGAAAUGUGGUAGCAACAAUUGCAGCAGUAAGAACAAUUGUACCGGAACUUGGUAGUGAAGACAUAUACUUGGCAUAUUUACCACUAGCACAUAUCCUUGAAUUAGCAGCGGAGUGCACAAUGCUAGCUGCAGGUUGUGCAAUUGGUUAUGGUUCUCCAUCAACAUUAGUAGAUUCAUCAAGCAUGAUCAAGAAGGGAACCAAAGGGGAUGCAUCAAUACUUCGACCUACAUUGAUGACUGCAGUACCGGCGAUAUUAGAUCGUCUUAGAGAUGGUGUAAGGAAAAAAGUUGAAACAAAGAGCAAAAUGUCCAAGAAACUCUUUGAUAUUUCUUACAGGCGUAGUUUGGCAGCUAUUGAAGGAACUUGGCAUGGUGGAUGGGCUCUAGAGAAGUUUCUGUGGGAUAAAGUAGUGUUCAGAAAGAUACGUGCAAUUCUUGGUGGCCAUGUUCGCGGUUUACUAUCGGGUGGAGCUCCUUUAUCUGAAGAUACACAGCGUUUUGUUAAUAUAUGCCUUCGGGCACCAAUUAUGCAAGGAUAUGGUCUGACAGAGACAUGUGCAGGAGCAACAUUUACUGAGUGGGAUGAUUCAACUGUUGGACGUGUUGGUCCUCCACUUCCUAGUUGUUAUGUGAAGCUAAUUAAUUGGGAGGAAGGUGGUUAUAUGGCAAAUGAUUUGCCAAUGGCUGAGGGAGAAAUAGUUAUUGGUGGGGCAAAUGUAACUCUAGGUUAUUUCAAGAGAAAAGCAGAAACUAAUGAAGUUUACAAGAUGGACGAGAGGGGAAUAAGGUGGUUUUAUACUGGUGAUAUAGGGAGGUUUCACCCUGAUGGUUGUCUUGAGAUUAUUGAUCGCAAGAAGGACAUAGUAAAACUUCAACAUGGAGAACGCAUUCCCUUGGGAAAGGUUGAAGCGGCUUUGGUGGCAUGCCAUUAUGUAGAGAAUAUAAUGUUGCAUGCAAAUGAUUGCCAUAGUUACUGUGUGGCCCUAGUAGUUCCAUCCCAAAAUGCUCUUGAAACAUGGGCGCAAAAGGAGAUGCUUAUUUACAAUGAUUUUGAGGAUCUUUGUCAGAAAAAGGAAGCAAUUAGGGAAAUUCAGAUGUCACUUUUGAAGAUUGCACAAGAAGCAAAUCUUAAGAACUUUGAAAUCCCCAAAAAAAUAAAGCUGCUUGCACACCCAUGGACACCUGAUACCAACCUUGUAACAGCGGCGCUGAAAUUGAAGCGAGAGCUCAUAAAGCAGGCCUUUGAAGAAGAACUAAAAGAGCUGUACACUUGAAUAGGAGAUCAAAAGGAGGAAGUUUGUCUGCAUACAAAGAAUUGAGAGUUGAUUGCUACUUGAAUAUUCAUUGAAUCACUUUUCAGAAAGUUUCAUCACUACCCUGCUCCAUGUGUGAUAUCAUCUUUUAUUUAUUUUUAUUUUCUAUCAAUUAUAAGGUGUUCACUGGACACUCAUAAGAAACCAUUUGGGAAAUGAUAUCCCUGUAACCUAGCAAAAUAUGUUUAUGACACAUCAUGGCCCGUAUUGAGCAGGAAGGUCACUGCUACAAAACACUAUUGAUAUGUUGCCUUUAUUGUAUAUACAUUCUUUACGGUAGAAUCCCCACCUAGAAAUCAUGUAAAAAUGGUAAAAGUUUUGAACAUUAGUUGCUUCAUUUUGUGCUCA
This is a messenger RNA of Cryptomeria japonica (Japanese cedar), 2943 nucleotides long. RefSeq names its product long chain acyl-CoA synthetase 9, chloroplastic. Bases 400 to 2556 code for a protein of 718 amino acids. The record is from RefSeq and is a predicted model, not a curated record. Lineage: Eukaryota; Viridiplantae; Streptophyta; Pinopsida; Cupressales; Cupressaceae. The transcript has 13 exons. Gene Ontology annotation, cellular component: membrane; endoplasmic reticulum. Gene Ontology annotation, molecular function: long-chain fatty acid-CoA ligase activity.